This is a messenger RNA of Syzygium oleosum, 1423 nucleotides long. Its product is annotated as growth-regulating factor 5-like. Gene Ontology annotation, cellular component: nucleus. Lineage: Eukaryota; Viridiplantae; Streptophyta; Magnoliopsida; Myrtales; Myrtaceae. Gene Ontology annotation, biological process: DNA-templated transcription; developmental process; regulation of DNA-templated transcription. The transcript is spliced from 3 exons. Gene Ontology annotation, molecular function: ATP binding. The record is from RefSeq and is a predicted model, not a curated record. The coding region runs from base 208 to 1101 and encodes 297 amino acids.
AACACAGCAUAUAACACAUAUCAUGAGUCUCUCUUUCCAUGAUCCAUGCAUAAGUUUGUACAAACAAUACUGACCAGCAAUGACUGAUUAGCAUUUAGUCAGUACUCCUAUCGAAGUGGUCAAUCCCAAGAAGGGGAUAAGAAAAAAAAAAGAGUCCUCUCUGUUUGUGCGUUGCUGAGGAUUUUUGGUCGGCUGAGCCCUGAGAGGAUGAGCGGGAGCGGAAGAAUGAUGAGCAGGUAUUAUCCAUUCACAGAGGCACAGUGGCAAGAGCUAGAGACACAAGCCCUUGUCUACAAAUACAUGGUGUCAGGACUCCAAGUCCCACCUGAGCUCAUCUUCAGUGUUAGAAGGAGCUUGGACUCCAACUCCUCCUCACUCUCCUUUGGCCCAUUCCCUCCUCAUCAAAUGGGUGGAUGGGGUGAGUUCCAGGUGGGUUAUGGCAGGAAAGCAGACCCUGAGCCAGGGAGGUGCAGAAGAACAGAUGGUAAGAAAUGGAGGUGCUCCAAGGAGGCCUACCCUGACUCCAAGUACUGUGAGAAGCACAUGCACCGAGGCAAGCACCGUUCAAGAAAGCAUGUGGAACCACAGCAACCGCCGCCAGCCUUGUCGAUCGGCGCCACCGCUUGUCCACCAACUUCUUCAUGCGUUGUCUCAGCUAGCGGUGAACAUGAACACCACCACCCAACACUCCAUCCCUUCCUGACUACUUCUUCUUCUUCCUCCUCCUCCACUAGGCCUCCUCCAGAUGCUGUUCCAUUCCCUCAUCCAUAUGAAGCAAGCAGCCACCACCUUCAGCACAACUAUGUGCUGAAUCCUGGGUCAUACUCUCAGAGUCAUAAAGAUGGCAGGUAUUAUAUGCAUGGGAAGCUCAGUGAAGUGGACUAUGAGAGAUCUUUCUUCCCAGAGGCUUCAGGUGCAGAAACAAAUUACUCUCAAGCUCAUGAUCCGUAUCAGGGGCCGAUCCAAUUCUCUUCACAGCCACAGGACCACAGAGAAAGUCACUCCUUUGUUCUGGGUCCUGAUUACAAAUCAGCUGAGCCAAUCAAGCCAGAGAAGGAAGACCAACCCCACAAGCCAUUACACCACUUCUUUGGGAAAUGAAUGAUCUUCUGUGCAAGUUGCUCUAGUCUCACUGACGGGGGUGACAUGGAACGGAGGAACGCAACAGUAGGUGAUGAAUUCAAUUCCUGCUGAAAAGAGGUAGGGUCCCAUAGCAGAAGGAGGAUUUGAAGUUUUGUUCUCACUUUUAUAUUUAUUUUGCUUUCAUUGCACUUUCUCUUUCCCCUGUGAGCAAACAUGUCUCAGAUUUGCAAGGCUUGUUUCUUGACUGGAAGCAACAUUUGAAUAUGCUCCAUGAGGGACUUGUCCACUUUCUGUAAUCAAAGCACCACCUACUUUUUGCUCCUGCUGGUUCUCUUUUGGA